Anopheles moucheti is the source of this 653-nucleotide messenger RNA. Its product is annotated as glutathione peroxidase-like. The coding region runs from base 70 to 579 and encodes 169 amino acids. Gene Ontology annotation, biological process: response to oxidative stress. Gene Ontology annotation, molecular function: glutathione peroxidase activity. The transcript has 4 exons. The record is from RefSeq and is a predicted model, not a curated record. Lineage: Eukaryota; Metazoa; Arthropoda; Insecta; Diptera; Culicidae.
GUUGGAUGAGUUCAUUGAAGUAGUAAACUUAAACGAUUUAAAUUAAAGAUUAGCAUAGAACAAACCAUCAUGCAAUCAGCAACGGCAAAAGCAAAAUCAAUUUAUGAAUUUACCGCCACCGAUCUGAACGGCAACGAGGUUUCGCUCGACCGCUACCAGGGAUCAGUGUGCCUGAUCGUGAACUUCUCCACCAAGGAUGCUGCCUUUGAGAAGGUGUUGGGUCUUCUCACGCCACUGGUCCGAAAGUAUCACACCGAGACUCGAAAAGAUUUGAACGUCCUCUUCUUCCCAUGCUUCCAAUUCGGCUCCAAAGAAACGCCGGACGAAAUCGUGCAGCGGUUCGAGAGCAACAGCGGCGGCAUGAUUGGUGAGAUUUUCACCGAGAUUGAGGUGAAUGGCUCGAAAGCCCCCGGACUGUACAAGUAUCUGAAGGCGAAAAAGCCGGGCAACUGUGGCGGAUUCAUAAACAGCAACUUUACCAUCUUUCUUACCGAUCGUCAUGGCGUAGCGGUGGAAAGGUUGAACGCUGGAAUUCAUCCUUACACGCUCGAGGACAUGGUCGAGAAUCUGUUGCGAUAAACUGUGCCGCCACUGAUUCUAGCAAUAAAGUCGAGAAAACAUCACGCCUGGCUGCAACUUGUUUGUUUUUAGAA